GGUGCAAAUAAACCACUAUGUCACGAGAUCCGACGAAUAGGCUGCAUCUGCCCAUGAAAUGAAAAGCUCCAGCUCCAAUUCUCCACAGGCCGGUUUAACUGCUGAUCGUGCGAGUCAGACUUCUCCAUCUUCAUAGGGAAACAAUCUUCCAGCGAGUUAGCGAUCAAUAUAUGUGCCAUGCGGUUGUAGGACUCGCCAUAGACCUCCUACCUACACAGUGGUACGCAGCAUACUCACCAAGGUCCGCGGUAGCCUCGAUUGAAGCUUCGCCACCAACAACGAUGUCAACUCUAUCGACGACAGUGGCGGUGCUUGCCACGAUAUCAUUACUUCUUUGUGCCCGAUGGGUUUCCUCGAAGAAAAGUUUGAAUGGAAUGUCAAGACAAGAUAUCCUGGAUAUGCUCCUGAUCAACUCAACCUACAACCCACGGAUAUCUCCCGACUAUGAAGAAGAUCACGCCACGACAGUUGGAGUGCAGGUGUAUGUGCUGAGUAUAGACUCCGUCAACGAGCAAUCCAUGGAUUAUUCUCUCAACGUAUAUCUGAGGCAAAGAUGGGUGGACCCUAGACUGCAGUACAUCAACUUCUCGAAGACGGAUUGGCUGGAGCUGGAUACAAAGAUCAUGCAGAAAGUGUGGGUGCCGGAUACGUUCUUCAGGAACGAGAAGAAAGGAGCCUUCCACGAAGUCACUGUGCCAAACAGACUGAUGCACCUCUACCGGAACGGCACGAUAUACUACAGUAUGAGGUUGUCCAUCACACUGAGCUGCCACAUGCGUCUGGAGAAAUACCCCCUGGAUGUACAAAAGUGUCCAAUCCUCAUCGCCAGCUACGGCUAUACCAUGGAGAACAUAGUGUACGACUGGGUGCAGCACAAACCGGUGGACUUCAACGACAAUCUGGAGUUGCCCCAAUACACUCUGCAAGAACAUAACCUUGGAAACUGCACCAAGACUUACAAAGAAACCGGCAGCUUUUCCUGCGUACGAGCAGAUUUUAUCCUUAAACGUGACGUCGGCUUUUACAUCAUCCAAGUGUACGUCCCGAGCAUUCUCAUCGUCAUCCUCUCCUGGGUCUCCUUCUGGCUCGACAUCGAAGCUAUCCCUGCUCGAAUUUCAUUGGGCGUCCUGACUGUGCUUACCAUGACAACGCAGAGUUCCGGUGCACGUGCGUCCUUGCCCCGAGUGUCGUAUGUGAAGGCCAUCGACGUCUGGAUGUCGACUUGCCUGUUUUUUGUGUUCGCGUCCCUGUUGGAGUUCGCCUACAUCAACGUAUUAGCAAGAAGGCGCAUGCCUUGGAAAUGCUUCGGAUUUUCUUCGGCGAAGACAGACGAGAGUAUCGCUCUAAACGGGACUGGAGUUGAUGCAACGGAGAAGACUGACGUGACCCGGAUGUUCGGCAAGAUGGGAGCGCGGUAUGUGGAUCGGUUGGCUCGUUACGGAUUCCCAGCAGCCUUCAUCCUGUUCAACCUGGGGUACUGGUUAAUCUACGUCUUUGUCGAAAUGUAGACUUUAGUCGAAGGUCUUUGUCGAGAUGCAGGUUAGUUUGUGUGACUCACGAUUCCAAUGUCAAAGACAAAGCAUGCCAGUGUAUACAUUCACACAUGCACCUACAGAGGUCGUACCAAUGGAGGAGACACCAUUUGGAAUUCUUCUCUCAUUCAAAGGAAUGUGCCAAACACAACGCAUUCUGAAAAUAAUCUGAUGUUGGUACUUCUGGAGGGUGUGUGUAAUCUUGUAGCUAAGGAUGAUUUUUCCUUAACACCUGAGAAACACCUACACAUGUACUACAAUAUCCAUAAAUGGCAGCGACAUGCAGUACGAAACGCCAUUGCCACACAAACAUGGAGAAGUUUUCACGUGGGCAUUAUUAGACUUGGCCGUCUUGCGAACACAUACCGUUGUCUUGCUGUGUAGGCAAGUGUCAGUAGAAGUACGGACAGACAUAUUUUGCUCAAGAAUCCAGAAUCAAAACCAUACAUUUCUGUUCCGUGUUUUUAAACUUGUUGAAGUGGGGUGUGUGGUUAUGCUGACAAUGGCGGUUGCGGUGACGUGGUGUGUGGAAUGAAGCUAAAGAGGCCGACGGUGGCUGCUUCCAUCUCUGUAGUGAGAAUGGAAAAGGAAAAGACAAACGUUAACGGGUUGCCAGAGUGAUCAAAACAUCGAACACGUUGACAUUGCCAAAUGUUUCUCACAGAAACUGGAGUAGGCUAGAAAUGGAGCGCAAUAAUUGUUGAUUGGAAUACAUUUCGCACAGUG
Molecule: messenger RNA, 2258 nt
Organism: Haliotis rubra (blacklip abalone)
Lineage: Eukaryota; Metazoa; Mollusca; Gastropoda; Lepetellida; Haliotidae
Product: glycine receptor subunit alpha-2-like
Exons: 9
Coding region: 171-1508 (445 amino acids)
Biological process (GO): regulation of membrane potential; chloride transmembrane transport; chemical synaptic transmission
Cellular component (GO): neuron projection; synapse; membrane
Molecular function (GO): neurotransmitter receptor activity; transmembrane signaling receptor activity; extracellular ligand-gated monoatomic ion channel activity
Source: RefSeq, a predicted model, not a curated record